AUGCUCUUUGCGCGCGUCCGUGUCGCCGUCCUCCCGCGUGCGCGCGCUUCAUCGGCGCCGUCGCCCGCGCCCCGUCGCCUCCACGCGCGCACGCGCGCGCGGAGCGACGAGACAGGCGAACGACCGAGCAGUUCGUCGUCGCGAGGUUUCGCCAGCGCGGAUUCGCCCGAGGGAAUCUUACGCGUGAGCAAGCGCACGUCGUUCGAAGGUCUGAAGGCGGCCCGACGGGUUGAACUGGAGAAGGCUCGAGCGAACGGUGACGAGAAGCGCGCGGACGAGGUGCGGUGGGCGUUCGAUGAGCUCGUGAAGGAGUCUCGGGAGUUUUUCGAGCGCGCGUGCGCGGAGAACGACUCGGCGGAUGCGAGAUUUAGGUUGGGUAAUUUUUAUCAGACGUUGGAAAAGUUAGAAGAGGCGGAGCGAGAGUAUCGGCGAGCGUUAGAGCUCGGGAUGAGCGUCGAUGCGGCGAACAAUUUGGCGAUGAUGUUACAGGAGCGCGGAGAGUUGGACGAGGCGGAGGCGUUCUACUUGAAGGCGCUCGAGGGUAAUGAGAGCGACGUGGACGUGUUGUUUAACUGGGCGACGUUGAAGUUGAACUGUAGACAAGACCUGAACGCGACGAGGAUCUUGAUUGAGCGCAUCGUGACGAUUCAACCAGAGUUAAAGAAGCACCCACUGGUGAAGGCGUUGCGCGACGACGACGACGACGACGAGGCCGAGCCGUUCAUUCCGCCCAUUUAG
Molecule: messenger RNA, 738 nt
Organism: Ostreococcus tauri
Lineage: Eukaryota; Viridiplantae; Chlorophyta; Mamiellophyceae; Mamiellales; Bathycoccaceae
Product: Tetratricopeptide repeat
Exons: 1
Coding region: 1-738 (245 amino acids)
Molecular function (GO): protein binding
Source: RefSeq, a predicted model, not a curated record